This is a messenger RNA of Wickerhamiella sorbophila, 1125 nucleotides long. RefSeq names its product RNA helicase CrhR. NCBI's taxonomy places the organism in Eukaryota, Fungi, Ascomycota, Dipodascomycetes, Dipodascales, Trichomonascaceae. The transcript has a single exon. The record is from RefSeq and is a predicted model, not a curated record. The coding region runs from base 1 to 1125 and encodes 374 amino acids. Gene Ontology annotation, molecular function: ATP binding; nucleic acid binding.
AUGAAACCGUCAAUAUGGCCGCGGUGGCUGGGUCCAGGCGGCGGACGAGCGUUUUCAGUGCUCAGGGACCCCCGCACGGUGACUAGUUUUGAGCAGCUUGGGCUGACGCCCCGGGCCUGUGCUAAGUUUCCUGUUCCCACGGAGAUGCAGAAGAAGAUGCUGACGGUCGUUCAGUCUGGCAAAUCGUUGAUCGCCCGGUCGCCGCCGGGCAGCGGUAAGUCGGUUGCUGCUGCACUAGCACUGUCCAAAGGCACCAAAGAGGGCCCGCUCAAAAAUCUCAUCUUGGUCCCCACGGGGGGCCUCGCGCAGCAGUAUGCAAAGCUGCUGAGCUCGCUUAAAAUACCCGUGCGGCAGCUUUACAGAACAGGCAAAGAGUACAAUGACGAGAUGCAGCACCGCUCGUUUGUCUCUGGCUGCUCGACGCUGGUUGCGACGCCCACACGACUACUAGACUACAUGAACUAUGACGCUUCAUUAGUCGACCUUGCGAGCUUGGAAACGCUGGUGAUCGAUGAGCUCGAGGAGUACGAGAAAAAGGGCAAAGUGACCGGGGUCGAGGUGCUUGCCAAGUACAUUCUGGGCAAGGCAGACAAUCCCGCUGUGAUAGUGCUGUCGUCCGUGCAAAGACCGCUGGAGUUCCUGCAGCUGGCUGGCGUGUUCGAAGUACAGGGUAAAAAGCGGCCAUUUCUGGAGGUCUCUACCGACUGGGAGACUGCCAAGGCCAGUGUGUUUUUGACAGAUCCAAACGGGAAAACUCUUGAUACCAAUUCAGAUUGGAUCCACAGCGCCAAAGUGUCAAUCGAUCGCUACGUGGAAGCAUUGGCAAACAUCUGGCAUGGUGACGGCGUGGUUGUGGUGCCAUCAAGCGUUUCUCCCAGAGAAAUUGCCCAGGCUGUUUUCUCGAAACUCAAACAUCGGGUUCAGAUCCUUCACGAGCAGGACUUGGUUGGAAUAAACUUUCCCGAUCUCAAAAAUUUGUACAUACUAGGGUGGGACCAAAGCUAUGAUCUGGAGAAACUUGUGUAUACGCCUCAAGGAUCGGGAUCAGCGGUUAGAAUUGCUUUGACCCCCGCUCAAACGACUGAACAAGGUCGGGCGCUCUUGGCCCAACAAUCGCAUUUAUAA